CACACACACUCACACACACCCCCGUUGGGUGUGUAUCACUGUAGCCCAUGUAGGCAGGAGAAAAGCUCUAGACUUCUCACGAUCGAAGACAGCGUACCACGUUACAGGAGAGAGGUGGACGAAGAAAGGACGUCGCUGAAUCGAGCAGAUAUGUAUUUGUCCAGCCCAUUUUAGCCUAUUCUCUUUAUUAAGGAGGCAGAGUCUCUGCCUCUAACGCCAGCGCGGUUGAGCAUCUCUAACAGGCUGACUGCAUCGAGGGCAGUGUAAAACGGCGCCGUGUUUAUCUGGCCCUGCUGCUAUCGCUUAUCUCUUCCUAAUUUACGUGAUUCUGACUUUAACCGCGCUUUUAGCCUACCAGUGCUGAUUAGCUAGCCGUCUGGAGCCGCGCUUGAGGGGGGCAUGUGCUCUGUUCGUUUACUGCAACGGAAAGCUGUCUGUCUCUCUCACACGACCUGAACGACUGCAGAGGACGGCGAGACAGGGAGCGGCUGCGCUGGAGCACGUUUUUGGGGUUUUAUGUUUUGGGGUCAGUAGCUAGCUGCUUGUGGACUCUGGUAGGCUACAAGACUGGAACCCUGUCAGUCCAUUUGUAGGCGAGUAGCCUACCGAGACGGUUCAUUCUUUAGCGGGGAUAUUCAUAUUUCACCGAUGGCCGCGUUCUCUUGACACAACCGCGGCAGGGAGUGUAGAGCAUAUCCUUGUAUUUUUGAGUUUUGUGCUAACUGAGGUAAAAUGUAAACGCUCGAGAUUUACAGAAUCGUCAGAAUUCGCAAUUCAGCAUUAAUUAGGAUCGACGCAAAGGCCUUAUCGCUGUAUCCCCACCAAAAUGCCGGCUGGAAUGAAGCCGCUGGAAAAGUUUCUGAAGAAGCAGACCAACGCACUCACUCGCGCCGGGGGCUUCGGGGACAAGGCGGUCGGCACCGGGGCGUCGCGGCGGCGGGCCAGUCUGUCUCGGGUGGUCCCGUUCUUCAGGGAGACCUCUCCCGAGGGCGGCCCGGCGCGGGACGUCUUCAGCCCAGAGACGGAGGAGGCACCGUGCUGGCCGUCCGCCGCCGCGGACAUCAGGAGCCCCUCUCUGUCUAGCGACGAGCAGAGCUCCGAGGCGAGCCUGGACACCAGCUGGACGCCUCUGGCCGCGGACACGCCGGAGAACCUGGCGCUGGCGCUGCUGGACAGCGUGGCGGGCAAGCGGUACGGCAACUGCACUGAAAUUCUCCUGGAUGACUUCAUGUUGACACACCCUAUCUUCCUGGCAUCCGACAAGUUUCAGCAGGUUCUACUUCAGCAAUUUGGUACGGAGGGCAGGCAGGGCGAAGGCUGGCCCAGCUGGGAUGGAGUGGAGAGGAAGCAGGCCGUGCUGAGUGUGGCCUUCCGCUACCUGGACACAUACAGAGAACUGCUCCAGGAGGAGGGGGACAGGUCCAACAGCUUCCCCAAGGACCUGUAUCUGUGUGCUGUGCAAGAGCUCAGCCGCUUCCCUGAGCUAGUAGAGGAUGUCCUAAAGCUCCAGCGCUGGACCGAGAUCCUUCAUAACCCUGCGGAGGAGGACAAGGAGAGUCGGAAGAAACAGGUGCGUCCGCUCUUUCGUCACUUCAGACGCAUCGACGCCUGCCUGCAGCCUCGAGAGGCCUUUCGCGGCUCAGAUGAGAUCUUUUGCAGGGUGUAUACACCAGACCACUCGUAUGUGACCAUCCGCAGUCGCUUGUCAUGCCGCGUGGGAGAGAUUUUGGCCCUGGUGCGGGAGAAGUUGCAGUACAGUGAAGAUCAGCCUACCCAGCCCGCUAACCUCAUACUGGUGGCAGUCACUUCUUCUGGAGAGAAGGCCGUGUUUCGUCCCAGCGAUGAGGCCGUCUUCACCACCCUGGGUGUCAACACCCACCUGUUUGCCUGCGAGCCCUCGGAGCUGGAGAGCCUGAUGCCCCUCCCUGAGGAGAUUCAUUGGUCACCGGGGGACAGCAAACUUCACGACAUGAGUGCGGAGGAAGUGGCCAACCAGCUGGUGGUGUUUGACUGGGAGCUGUUCAGCUGUGUGCAUGAGGUGGAGUUUGUGUGUUACGUGUUCCAUGGGGAGCAGGCUCGCUGGCGCCCCCUCAACCUGGAGCUGGUACUGCAGCGAUGCAGUGAAGUGCAGCACUGGGUCGCCACGGAGAUUCUGCAGUGCCAGUCACUGCCAAAAAGGGUGCAGCUGUUGCGCAAGUUUAUCAAGAUAGCAGCUCUGUGUAAGCAGCAGCAGGACCUGCUGUCUUUCCUUGCUGUCGUUCUGGGGCUGGACAACCCUGCAGUUAGCCGCCUGCGCCUUACCUGGGAGGGCUUGCCAGGAAAGUUCCGGAAGCAGUUCCAGCAGUUUGAGAGCAUUGCAGACCCCUCCAGGAACCACAAGUCAUACAGGGACCUGCUAGCUAGUCUGAGGGCCCCGCUCAUCCCGUUCACCCCACUGCUGCUCAAAGACCUGACCUUCCUUCAUGAGAGCUGUAAGACCUUCCAUGGGGAGCUGGUUAAUUUUGAGAAGAUGCAUAAAGUGGCAGAGAUGGUACGGAGCAUCAGGCGGUACAGGAGUACUCAGCUAGUUAUGGACGCAGAGCCCUCCCCCUCUCACCUCCAGACAAAGGCGUAUGUGCGGCAGUUGCAGGUCAUCGACAAUCAGAACCUGCUUUUUGAAAUGUCCUGCAAGCUGGAGCCCAAAGACAUGUAAUGGGGCCAAUCAUCUCCCAUCCACACCUUCAAAGCCCCUCCCUCUUCUACAUAAACCCCGCCCCCUGAUCUGCACUUUGACCAAUCUGGAAGCUCCAUUCGCUCUGUCUCUGCUGCUCCGUCACAGCUGGACUGCUGGAUUGGCCCUUAACUCAGUGACAAUGGAGGAAUAGCAGGAAUACUUGCUGCUAUUAGUCUGGACACCUUCAGGAUGCUGUGAAACAUUCAGACAGAGCUGAAUGUUAUAGAGCACCUUUGUUCAUAUCUUACAUUACCACCCGCUCUAUUAAUAAGAUAUCUGUCUGCAUCGAUCCACAGUGUUGUGCAUCAGUGUGAACAAGAGUUUCCUGAACAUUGAUGGGCUACAUCUGCCCUCGUUUACCUUCUUUCUUUUGCAUCUUUUGCUUUUUAUUGUAUCUGCAAGCUCUGUUCAGUUUGCACUGCCCAACUGAACCAAGUGCGAUCAUAGCGGAUCAGGUGAUCAGAGCGAAUCCCGCCACUCCUGCGUUUCCUCCAGAAGCUUCAGAGACAUUGACUGCGUCUCGACUUCACCUCUUUUACCUCACACUAAAGACCCACUACAACAUAAGACAAUCUGACCUCUUGAACUUUACCCAAUCCCCUUAUUUCCUUCCCUCCAACUCAGCCAACAGAGGCACUUACUGUACAACCCCCCCCUUAGCUCUGUGUUAAACAGACACUCUCAGCCAUGAUUUAAUUUAAAAGUAUAAAUUAAAGUCUCUAAUCCAAGACUGGCUCCUUCAUGCAGCAAUUUCUGUCAGUCCCUCAGCCCUAGACUACUUGCCCUUUUCAUUUGUGCACUAAGAGUUAAUGCACACUUAUCAAGUGCUAAACUUCUCAAGUAAGCCCUGUAAGAUAAGGCAGGCUCAGCAUUCAUUCUAGCUGUAUAUGAGAAGUGUUUAUGCUUUUUUAACCUGUUACAAAUCAAACUCUUACAAAUUACAGUCAAAUGCCUUAGCUUUUAAUUAAGAUUGUAAUUGAUACAGUGAUUAACUAAUAAUUCAUUCAUUUAACUGUUUGUUUACAACCUACUCCUUUUGAACUAGUAGUUGAACAACUUCCAGUAUAUUAAUAAGUUACAUGCCUGUUGAUCUGCUCUCAAUUACUUGAUUAAUCGAUUGACUCAUUGGUUAAUUUGUAUUUACAUAACACAACUAGGACUUUGAACAAUUUGUAUAUGUUAACCUGUUAAUCUACUCCGAAUCACAUUUCAUCCCAAAUCCUUUGCUAAACCGUCAUAAGCUAUAAGGCAAAACUGGUCUCAGAUGGCCACAGGGACAAACUGACUGCUGCUGCCCGUUCCGUGUGAGGUGGCUCAUCUUGGAUGCGACUCUCAGGAUUUCCUCCUGGGUCAGAGCCCUUUGCUGAGGCUGGUCUGCGAAGCCUCAAUGUACAUACGCCAUGUAAAUAGCUAAAUAAAUAUGAAGACUCUAUUUUAUGUAUGAGCUACGAGAUGGACACUCAAGAAGAAUAUUUGUUUUGUAAAUCUGAGGAAAAAAACGUAUGUGUACAUUUUAAAAACUAAGAUUGAGACCGAGUCUAAUGUCCGCAAUGAAAAAAAUUGUACAGCAUAUCUUCUUGGUUUUGUUGCAUUGCAAUUUAGAUUUUGUUCCUAUCCAUAGUGGAUGACUUGUAUAUAUCUUCUUGUUUUGUUGCAUUUCUUUGGUUGUUUUUUUUUGUUUUGUUUUGUUUUCUAUCUGCGAUUGAUGAAUUGUACAGCAUGUAUUAGGUUUAGUUGGAAUUUGUUUUUAGUUUUUUUAAAAGCGGGUAAACUACGAUCUCUGGGUGUUGUUUUUGGUUUUUGUACAGAAGUCCGUGUUUACAGUGCGCUCCUCUGAAACUCAGACAUGUCCAGUGAGGCGGGGAAGUAGGCGGGGUAGAGGGAGGCGCUGCUCCGCCCCUUCUCCAUCUGAAACAAAAACGCAUCUAAAAUAAAGCCUCUUCUGAUGA
Molecule: messenger RNA, 4662 nt
Organism: Colossoma macropomum (tambaqui)
Lineage: Eukaryota; Metazoa; Chordata; Actinopteri; Characiformes; Serrasalmidae
Gene: rapgefl1
Product: Rap guanine nucleotide exchange factor (GEF)-like 1
Exons: 15
Coding region: 827-2692 (621 amino acids)
Biological process (GO): positive regulation of GTPase activity; Ras protein signal transduction
Cellular component (GO): plasma membrane
Molecular function (GO): guanyl-nucleotide exchange factor activity
Source: RefSeq, a predicted model, not a curated record